Molecule: messenger RNA, 363 nt
Organism: Gongylonema pulchrum
Lineage: Eukaryota; Metazoa; Nematoda; Chromadorea; Rhabditida; Gongylonematidae
Source: the annotation of a GenBank genome assembly
AUGUUGUUUAUAAUUUUCCAGAAAUGCGGUUUUGAUCGUGCACUGUUUUGUCCGGCCCGAUUGCAAAGUUCUCUGGAUGUAUAUAAUGAUCAGACUAAUUUAAUGAAUGAUAAUAAAGAACAGAUUGCUGUUGUUGCAAACCAUGCCGAUCAUUGGAGGAAUCUCAUUGGCGUGACGUCCUCUGACUCGACGGUUGAAGAGUUUGAUUGUAUCCAGAAAGCAAUUGAAAGGAUUGAAGAAUUUGAAUGCUUGAAGCAUGGUGAAAGAUAUAAUGAUGAAAUUGUUGUUCUUGUUACUGGUAGUUUGCAUCUUGUUGGAGGUGUCCUGGCAUUUAUAGACCGUGAGAUUGACACUUUUGCGUAG